AUCUGAGACGUUGCGCAAAUGCGGCGUUGGAACUUCUGACACAGUUUUCACCCUUGUGCUUGGGCGAUUAGAUGUCUGCCCGCUCUCAUCUGUCACGUUGAACCGUACCUGAGGAAUACAGGGCCUGGUCUUGGCGUUUCGUUGCUCUGCUCGCCGCUGUAGCCUUCCGCCUGCAACUUGCAGACAGGCCAGGAGCACUUUCUCCACCACCUCGCUACUUUCCAUAGUAGAGCGUUUGAGCUGCAAGACAACCCAAGUCAAGCGCCACCAACUUGCACACGGCUCUCGCAUCACCUCUGUGCCCGUUCCACGAGCUCUCACCGUCAGGUUAACCAAGUCCCCGUACACCCCCCCACCACCUGGAUACAUCACAUAAUCAUGGCGGAUGUCGACAUGGCAGAUGCACCCCCGGCCAAGACGAAGACGGCCAAGGCUGGUGGCAGCGGAGAAGGCGACAAGAAGCGCUUCGAAGUGAAGAAGUGGAACGCCGUCGCGCUGUGGGCGUGGGACAUUGUUGUAGACAACUGCGCCAUUUGCCGUAACCACAUCAUGGACCUCUGCAUUGAGUGCCAGGCCAACCAAGCGUCAGCGACAAGCGAGGAGUGCACUGUGGCAUGGGGAAUCUGCAAUCACGCCUUCCACUUCCACUGCAUCUCACGAUGGCUCAAGACCCGACAAGUGUGCCCGCUCGACAACCGAGACUGGGAAUUCCAGAAGUACGGCCGAUAGACGCUCGCAACAAGUAGCUAUAGGGAGAAUGGCUUCACCGAGGACACGUAUUUUUGUUUCGUUUGGACGUCUGGCGUUAGUACGGCCUUUACAACAGGGCUACGAGAGCAUGAUGUAGUAGCAUAGGUGGAUAUGAUUGAAAUGAAGUCCCAUUGUCAUGAUGAAGUCCCUAUGACUAUGUUGACUAUCCCACCUUCUGCCCGUCUACGGCAAUGUUGUACUGUGACGUUGAGUUGUGCGGCGGCAGCCAGUCCUCUGGGUUCUUGUUGUAGAAAGGCCACGGUGGCACAACGACGAGGAAGGUGAGAGCGGUGCCGGCGAGGCCAACGUAAAGGGCGAGGCGGAUAUCUUGUUGCAUGUAGCCG
Pyrenophora tritici-repentis Pt-1C-BFP is the source of this 1094-nucleotide messenger RNA. Its product is annotated as RING-box protein 1. NCBI's taxonomy places the organism in Eukaryota, Fungi, Ascomycota, Dothideomycetes, Pleosporales, Pleosporaceae. Gene Ontology annotation, biological process: ubiquitin-dependent protein catabolic process; protein ubiquitination. Gene Ontology annotation, cellular component: cullin-RING ubiquitin ligase complex; nucleus. Gene Ontology annotation, molecular function: ubiquitin protein ligase activity; zinc ion binding; cullin family protein binding. The record is from RefSeq and is a predicted model, not a curated record.